AUGGCUGAUCCAAUUCAAAAACUUAAAAAUGAUAUAGCUUUAAAUAAUGUAGUGAUAUUUAUUGGGAGUGGUGUAUCUAUUUAUACAGCAAACGAUGAACAAAAAGUAUCUGAUUGGAAAGGAUUAUUAAAACAUGGAUUACAACAAUGUUACCAUUCAGGAUGGAUGAGUGAUGAAGAAUUUGAGGAUUUCCAUACUAAGUUCAACAGUAGUACAGCAGAAGUUGACGACUAUUUACUUGCUGCCGAUCAAAUUAAGGCUUAUUUCCAAAUGGAAAAUGAUAAAAUAAAUAAUGAUCUUUACAAAACAUGGCUAAGAGAAACAGUAGGAAAUUUAUCAGCUAAAAGACUGGACCUUGUUAAAUCUAUAGGAGAAUUAGGAUGCUUGAUUUUAACAACUAACUAUGACUCAUUGCUUGAAGAUGUACUUGGCAAAAAGUCAUUACGUUGGAAUGAAUAUUAUUCUAAUGGUAUUGAUGAUUCCUUAGAGAAUCUCAAAGAUUAUAUUCUACAUGUAUAUGGACAUUUUGAAGAUAUAGAUAGUAUAAUUUUCAGUAGCCAUGAUUAUUAUCGACUUUUUGAAAAUGGAUCUAGACAAUCAAAAUUAAGAGAAAUUAUGGAAACAAAAACUUUGUUAUUCAUUGGAUAUGAUGUCGGAAUAUUUGAUCUAAAUUUUUACAGUUUAUUAAAAUGGAUAUCUUUUGUAACAGAUGACAAACCAUCAUCUAUGUAUAAACUUGUUAAAUCCAAUAAAUAUAAUAUGUUUCAUCAAAUAUCAGAUACUUCCUUUUUGGAGAAUAUUAAGGAAGUUCCAUAUGGCAAUAAUGCGGAAGAUUUAUUAGAAUUUCUAAAAAAUCUCAAAUCGUUUACACCAUUAAUACGUGAAAAUUUAUUAUUAACAGAGAAAAAAGAAUUUGUUCGUAAAAAAUAUUUGAAUUAUCUUAUCAACGAAUAUGCACAUGUAUCAAUUAUUGGAUAUUCUAAUACUAACAUGAGUUUACCUUUGGAAAGUGUCUAUGUAGAAUUAAAAUUUGAUCCAACACAUCCAUCAAUUAGAGCAAUGAAAAUGCUCGAAAUCACUGAAGAGUUUAAACGUAAACUUUUCUCUCCUGGCUUUUUUAAUGAGCAUGAAAGGCAACAAUUGAACAGAGCUAUCAUAGAAAAAAAUGCUUUCAAUUCUGAAAUGUACUGUAGAGACUUCAUGAUUGAUCAAUGGUUAAAUGUCUUGUUAAGCAACAAAAAUAUAUUUACUGAUAAUGAGGCGAAUGCUAUCAAAACAAAAGUAAAUCGAUUAAAACAAAAUAUUCUGGAACAAAAUAAUUUUAAAGAAGCAAGGCAAUAUCAAAUUCAACAAGCAUACAAUGAUUUGAAACAUUUCAUAGUCUUAGGUCAUCCUGGUUCAGGUAAAACUACAUUGUCGAAAUGGUUGGUCAUCAAUAUGGCUAAGCAAUGUUUAGGUAAAAAGAAUAUGUUAUUUGAUCAUAUUUAUUCUAGGAAAGAGAAAAUACCAAUUCUUAUUCCAAUAUGGAAAUAUGUUGAUCAAAUAAAAGAAAAUCAUAAUGAAAACAAAUCUACUUUGCUUCAGUUUAUUUAUGAAAAUCCUACUUUUGACUCAACAUUUUUCAAUAAUGAAGAACGAAUAGAAUUAUCAUUUUUAAUGAAAGAAUCAUUAGUAGAAGGAAACGUUUUAGUUAUAUUCGAAGGCUUAGAUGAAGUUCCUAUUCAUGUAGAUCGAUCUGAUUUAAUAAAGGAAAUAAACACAUUAUUAGAACGAGGAAUAGAUUAUGAUGUAAUACAUAAUAAACUUAUUUAUUCAAUUUAUGAACAAAAAGAAAUACAUAAUACUAGAGAUCCUACAAUUGGAAAUCGAUUUAUCAUAACAAGUCGUAUUGAAGGAAAUUAUUUUGAAGAUAUCAAUUUUUUUUAUUCCAAGAUUAACUAUUGA
Molecule: messenger RNA, 1944 nt
Organism: Rotaria sordida
Lineage: Eukaryota; Metazoa; Rotifera; Eurotatoria; Philodinida; Philodinidae
Source: the annotation of a GenBank genome assembly